UUUCCCCUGAUCCUCCCGACGCACCACUUGACGUUUCGAACUAUGUUCACCUGUUGUCUCUGCAAUCAGUUACACACAGAAACUUGCGCACGAUUAACGCUGCAGACACUCGUGGCAACCGGCGAAUCGGAGGAGCACCGUCAUGGCGGUCACACAGGUAAUCACCAUAGUCCGAGUAUAGCGUACUGCCCAACGUGUAGGAAGAACGUUAUCACCGAAGUGAAAAUAUCUUAUUCGAAGAUUGCACACAUUACUUGCGUCCUUUGUGUUAUUUUUGGCUGUUUCCUCGGAUGCUGUCUUCUUCCGUAUUUCUCGAUGUGCUUCGUCACCGCAAAGCAUUACUGCCCGGAAUGCGAUACUCAUUUGGCAUCUCACAACUCUAUCCUGGAAGUUUUGCACUAAGGAAAAUGCCAUCCAUCUGCCAAGGCACGUCGGCACUUUUGAUUUAU
Messenger RNA from Diprion similis, 449 nucleotides. RefSeq names its product lipopolysaccharide-induced tumor necrosis factor-alpha factor homolog. The record is from RefSeq and is a predicted model, not a curated record. Gene Ontology annotation, molecular function: zinc ion binding. NCBI's taxonomy places the organism in Eukaryota, Metazoa, Arthropoda, Insecta, Hymenoptera, Diprionidae. The annotation marks the transcript as partial. The transcript is spliced from 3 exons.